Molecule: messenger RNA, 426 nt
Organism: Choloepus didactylus (southern two-toed sloth)
Lineage: Eukaryota; Metazoa; Chordata; Mammalia; Pilosa; Megalonychidae
Product: glycine cleavage system H protein, mitochondrial-like
Exons: 1
Coding region: 1-426 (141 amino acids)
Biological process (GO): protein lipoylation; glycine decarboxylation via glycine cleavage system
Cellular component (GO): cytoplasm; glycine cleavage complex; mitochondrion
Source: RefSeq, a predicted model, not a curated record
AUGCAGUUCAUCAUCUGCAGCCUGUGCACAGCCUCAGCACCUGCCAUGUCCUGCCCACCACAACCUUGGAGUCUGGGAAUGGGCACUGUUUGGAUGCUGUGCACCAGCCCUGCUCUACUCUCAGUACAGAAAGUCACAGACAAACAUGAAUGGAUAACAACAGAAAAUGGUAUUGGAACAGUGGGAAUCAGCAAUUUUUCACAGGAAACUUUGGGAGAUGUUGUUUACUGUAGUCUUCAUGAGGUUGGGAAAAAAUUGAACAAACAAGAGAAGUUUGGUGCUAUGGAAAGUGUGAAAGCUGCUAGUGAACUUUAUUCUCCUCUACCAGGAGAAAUAACAGAAAUUAAUGAAGCUCUUGCAGAAAAUCCAGGACUAGUCAACAAAUCUUGUUAUGAAGAUGGUUGGUUGAUCAAGAUGACAGAGUAA